Messenger RNA from Guyanagaster necrorhizus, 800 nucleotides. RefSeq lists its product as uncharacterized. NCBI's taxonomy places the organism in Eukaryota, Fungi, Basidiomycota, Agaricomycetes, Agaricales, Physalacriaceae. The coding region runs from base 130 to 483 and encodes 117 amino acids. The transcript is spliced from 3 exons. The record is from RefSeq and is a predicted model, not a curated record.
GAUCGCUCAUGCACAACUUAAGCGCCAGCGACGAAGAUAUAAACUAUUUCUAAGCGCCCGAGUUGUAUUCAGCUCCUGUCUCUUACCACAUCAUAGUCCCCAGCCAGACAUCUUUCCAGCCUAUAUCAAAUGAGCCCAGCUGAAGAUCCAAGCGCUAGGAAAGCGCCCAAAUCCACCGACGAUCCCACGGUCGUCGUUGGUGCGCAGGAAAUACAGCCAGACAAAGUUACCCAGCCAUCUUACGAUCCGAUCGUCCAGGAAGUUGUCGAAGAUGCCGAUGGAGCUCAAGGCUCGCUUUUAAAACCUGGAAAGACGGACACGAAGCUCGAAGGUAGUAUUAAAUCCCAGCUAGACAAUUCCUUCCCGGAGCCGCCUCCACCACCAGGCAUAAUACCCAAGGGCCCGAUAACAUCGCCAGUAGUUGGUGGGCCUAAGCCUAAGCCUAAGCCUCCCAUACGGCCUGCUCCACGGCCUAGCACUUAGCUACGUCAAUGAGCCCCAAUCAGAUAUUGAAUUAGCACUUCUCUUGAGGAAGACGUUACUUAACUGCUAUUCAGAGUGCUUAAUCGGGGCUUUUUGGUUAAUCUAUCCAGAUUAAGUACGACUUUCGAAGGCAUAUACACCGUCCUACAGUUACAUUUAUUUAUCGUUGAUUUCCCUACACCAUUCUAUGUGACUGGUUUCUUUAAAUACUACUUCACCUCGAUUUCACUUCCCUAUCCGCAGUAGCUAUAAGUAUAUCCCUGUUCACCACCUCUAGGCGAGAUUCUGAAUUGAUGGUUCUGUCAAUGAUUCACUUA